Larimichthys crocea (large yellow croaker) is the source of this 917-nucleotide messenger RNA. It is a transcript of the gene prdx5, whose product is annotated as peroxiredoxin 5. Bases 88 to 660 code for a protein of 190 amino acids. Gene Ontology annotation, cellular component: cytoplasm; peroxisome; mitochondrion. The transcript has 6 exons. NCBI's taxonomy places the organism in Eukaryota, Metazoa, Chordata, Actinopteri, Sciaenidae. The record is from RefSeq and is a predicted model, not a curated record. Gene Ontology annotation, biological process: cell redox homeostasis; cellular response to oxidative stress; hydrogen peroxide catabolic process. Gene Ontology annotation, molecular function: thioredoxin peroxidase activity.
CAGAAACAGGAUACAACACACACACACACAGACACACACACCGUACAGAGCCACUUAGCCGCACACACGUUAAAUAACGAGCUAACGAUGCUUUCCGUUACAGCCACUCUGAACAAGACCGGCCGUGUGCUCCGGUGUCUGCGGCUGCUACAUUCAUCUCCCACCGCUAAAAUGCCCAUUCAGGUUGGUGAACAUCUCCCCGCAGUGGAAGUCCAGGAGGGCGAGCCAGGAAAUAAGGUGGCUAUGGAUCAGCUCUUCAAGGGGAAGAAGGGAGUCCUCUUCGCUGUACCUGGAGCUUUUACUCCUGGUUGCUCCAAGACUCACCUCCCGGGCUUUGUGGAGCAGGCUGAGGCGUUGAAGAGUAAAGGCGUUCAGGAGGUCGCUUGCAUUUCUGUCAAUGACGCGUUUGUCAUGGCUGCUUGGGGGAAGGAGCACGGAACAGAUGGAAAGGUUCGGAUGCUGGCUGAUCCCACUGGAGCUUUUGCAAAGGCAGUCGACUUGUUACUUGACAGUGAUCAGAUCGUGCAGGUCCUUGGGAACAAGAGAUCCAAGAGAUACUCUAUGUUGGUGGAAGAUGGAGUUGUGAAGAAGGUUAACGUGGAGCCUGACGGCACGGGGCUGACCUGCAGCCUGGCUUCCAGUAUUCUGUCUGAUCUGUAGGGUCAUUGCAAACCAAACUGCACAAACGCAUAUUAACUGUAAAAGUUGCACUAACAAAGCUCUGUACGCACAUAGUCGUGCUUCCUCCUUUUCCCAAAGACUUAUGCAAAUGUCACAUGGAUGCUAAUGUCGUAAACAGCUGGAAACUAAACAAUGCGCACAACAAUGACAUAAAAUAGCAAUCCAGAGGAACAUUCAUCAUGCUCUGUAUACUGGUUUACGUGUGAGUAAAUAAAAUUCACCCUGAAAGCAAUAAU